AUGUAUAAAUUCUCAGCUCCUACUUCACCAACCUUGUCAGCAAGGACUGUAAAUUCCAUAGCUCAUUCGGCACGAACGACUGAGCCAGCCCCAGAACCAACAAUUAUACUUUCUCGUAAUGACAUACGUGCCUCGUUUGAAGCUUAUGAACAAUUAUUAAGCUCUGCAAAAAUAUAUCGCAACCAAAUGAUAGCGCUCGCACAGGCUGCUGCUGGUUUUGGCCAGUCAUUGGAAAGGUUAGCUCGUUGCAAAGGAGCAUUCGACGCUGGUCCUGCUUUACAAGCUGCGGCUGGUUUGCACUAUUUAAUGUCAAAUCAUCAGCAACUUCUGAGUGAUGCGUUUUACAAAAAAUUUGAGAUUCCCUUGUUAGAAAAUCUUGAUGUUCACAAAGCAACAAUUCUUGCAAACGAAGAGUGUUAUGAUAAGUCAUUGGCGGAAAUGAGUAAACGUAUCAAAGAAACUGAAGCGGAGAACUUACGUUCUGGUCGUAAACGUCAAAGAGAUCUUUCUCAAUUUCGUAGGGCCCUUCAAGACUUGACCAGACAAGUAGAAGAAUUAGAUAGAUUGAAAACGGACUAUUACAGACAAACCUUGGAUACAGAGCAAAAUAACCUUAAUUAUAUCCUUUCUAAAGUUUCAACAGUAAUUAGGGCUGAAGUGGAUAUUUAUGAAAGAAUUUCCAGUAAGGGUAUUGCUGAUCCAAUAUUGGAAGGGAUGAUAAAGCAAGGACCUGAUCCUUUUUGUGCAUACCCGAAUGCAGAAGAAUCUUCUGAGAUAUUCACUGCUCUCCCUCCAAUUCCAAUUAUUAAUCCAAUUCCUGAAGCUAUUAGUGCAACCGCGUCAUUAGUAACAGAUAAGUCUGUAGAAGAUAAUUAUAGUAAAGGCGAUCGACAACUAUUAACAAAAAAAGUGAAUGAUCAAAAUGAUUUAAACAAUGAUGACGAAAUAUCUCGUGACGGAUCCUUGCGUAAUGAAAACCUUCACAGUGAAGAGAAUGAUCAAUUUGACGACACUCCUUCAAUAGGUCAUCAUUUCGAUCCUUCUCUCAACUCCACUUUUCGUAUUUCAGAUGAUGCCGAAAUAUUACAUGAUAAAGAGUUUACUUAUAAAGCUGAAGAUUGCGGAUCUGAAGGUGGUUUCGUAAACAAUUAUCCUAAACAUGAAAACACGAAUGAUACUCAAAAAUUGGAAUUUUCACGGACGGAUGAUGAAUCUACAAUAUCAAAUACUAAUUCGGCAUAG
This is a messenger RNA of Dentiscutata erythropus, 1242 nucleotides long. NCBI's taxonomy places the organism in Eukaryota, Fungi, Glomeromycota, Glomeromycetes, Diversisporales, Gigasporaceae. The record is from the annotation of a GenBank genome assembly.